Messenger RNA from Poecilia reticulata (guppy), 3080 nucleotides. RefSeq names its product homeobox A11a (gene hoxa11a). Gene Ontology annotation, cellular component: nucleus. Gene Ontology annotation, biological process: anatomical structure development; regulation of transcription by RNA polymerase II. The record is from RefSeq and is a predicted model, not a curated record. Lineage: Eukaryota; Metazoa; Chordata; Actinopteri; Cyprinodontiformes; Poeciliidae. Gene Ontology annotation, molecular function: DNA-binding transcription factor activity, RNA polymerase II-specific; RNA polymerase II cis-regulatory region sequence-specific DNA binding.
CGAGGCUGAGAUCAGGCAACAUAAUUCACUUUUGAGGAACUGCUUCCUCUGAAAUAAACUAAAAAACUUUAAGGGCUUCAUCGUUUCAUGGAAAAAGAAGCACGUUUAUUCUUUUUUUAAACGUGUUCUACCUGCUGCAUUAAUUUCGAUUUAAAUCUUUUUUUUUCUUUUAGAUAGUCACUAACCAGUUAAAGAUGUCUUUGUUCUCCUCGGUUGCGUGUUAAGUAAUUCAUUUUAAUCCGGUAUGGUUAUAAACCACCAAUGUCAAGCUUCACGACACACAGCAGUCAUGUCUCUCACACUCCUACACACUCCUUCCCCUGCCGACGCCUUACACACCCAGAGGUUUGGACGCACGCACGCAAGCAACGCACGCACCCACGCACACAACAACUGGAGCCUGAAAAUCUGUCAAUUCCUGCCGCGUGGUCACGUGGCCUCCUCCUCAGUGGAGUGGAUGGAGAUGGCUCUCCACGUCAGCUUACGUAUCCCAAUUUGUGCUUAGCGAACCUGCUUCAAAGAGGCGAGAGGCACGGCGCUUCAGAGCCAUGUUCGGGGUGGUUAUAGAGGAAUCAAAGCCCAGCACAGAUUUGUAGAAGCGGCCGAGCAACGAUGAUGGAUUUUGACGAGAGGGUCCCCGUCGGAUCGAACAUGUACUUACCCAGUUGCACUUACUACGUGUCGGCGGGGACCGAUUUCUCGGGUCUUCCCUCGUUUUUGUCUCAGACCCCUUCCACCCGCCCAAUGACAUACUCCUAUUCCUCUAACCUGCCGCAGGUCCAGCCCGUCAGGGAGGUGACAUUCAGGGACUAUGCGGGUAUCGAAGCGCCCGGUAAGUGGCCGCACCGGGGGAACUUGUCCCAGUGCUACUCGAGCGCGGAAGACAUGGUGCACCGGGAGUGCCUGUCGGCGCAGACUGCCGUCGUGGGUGACAUGUUUGGUAAAAACAGCCCCUACCACCACCACCACCACCAUCACCAUCACCACCAUGGCAGCGGGAGCGGCGGAGGUGGCGCUGCGGGUGCUGGCUCCGCCGCCGCAGCAGCCGCCGCUAGCUUCUACGGGAGCGUGGGCAGAAAUGGCGUGCUCCCGCAAGCCUUCGACCAGUUCUACGAAACCGCGUACGGGAACGCGUCGGAGAGCUCGUCGUCGGUGAACACCGCCUUCUCAGGGGACAAAACGCCUGCAAGCAAGCAGCCGGAGCAGACGCCGUCCUGCCGGGACUCCGAGGCAAAGGAGCAGCGAGAGGAGACAAGCAGUCCGGAGCUAUCUUCCGGCAACAAUGAGGAGAAAUCCAGCAGCGGCAGCAGCAGCAGUGGACAGAGGACGCGCAAGAAACGAUGUCCCUAUUCCAAAUAUCAAAUAAGAGAACUUGAACGAGAAUUUUUUUUCAGCGUGUACAUAAACAAAGAGAAGCGGCUGCAACUGUCGCGGAUGCUCAACCUCACCGACCGACAAGUCAAGAUCUGGUUUCAGAACCGGCGCAUGAAGGAGAAGAAGCUGAACAGAGACAGGUUACAGUACUACACGUCCAAUCCUCUGCUUUAGGGGGGAUCCAGGAAAGAAAAAAAGGAGAAGCACAUUGCUCCGGUUCCCCCUCCCCUCCUGUGGGACUACAUAGGGUUCGUCCACAGACUCACUGACUUCUCCUCAGUGUACUUCGUGUACUAUACCACAGUGGCCGGCGACGGCAGCAAUAACACUGCUAGAUUGUUCAUUUCAAUGUUCGAUGACACGCAGAAUGCGCCGAUAUGAAGUAUGCGUUCAUGGGCCGUGGUUUUGCGCAUCAAACUGAUUCUGAAAAGAAAGGGAGAAAAAUACAUAGAAACUGUUUUUUUUCUUCUUCUUCUUCUGUGUGCGCUCCAGGUCUCUGUUUUCGGAAAGAGCCAUGUUGUUAGAACCUGUUUGUUCUUAUUUGUCAGGGGAGAAAAAAAAAAACAGUCAUUAAUUGACUGCCUAAGUGUAUUUUGUAAUCAAAAAAAAAAUAUUAUUUUAUUUCAUUUUUUUGUUUUUUUGUUUGUUGUUUAAAUCAGAAAUGUGCUGGAUUUAAACUUUAAGGCGAGUAGGUUGACCUAUUUAGGGAGAUUGGUGGAGCCUACAUUGGUGUGACCAAAUAAUGAGUCCGUAUACGGACGCGAAUGAUGGGUGUUUCUGUUCAUGUGUGUGCUUAUUUAUUUUGUAUGGCCACUCGUUUGCUCUAUCUCUUUUUUAUGCCACGGCUGUCCGAGUCCCAGUCCACGGGCAAGCUGUUGAGAUUCCGCCCCAAACCAACUUUUCUUAUCUCUGACGGUCGCCUAUGGAAGAAAAACAAAAAAAAGAGGGCUAAUUAUUUAUAUAAUGCGUAUCUUUUAAAACACGUAAAGCCAUGCUGAUGAUCAUAUGCAGGCCAAAACCAGACAGAUAAGCUUUGUCCGCUUGGAUCCGGAGCACUGAGGUGUUCACGCAGGUGUAGCUUAGAGCUUAUCCCUCCAAUCUUUCGACUUCUAUGCAUCCUUUUUAUGAGGCAUAUCAGACCUUGUUUUUACGAAAUCCAGAAAAUGUGUUGAUCAUUUGACUGUAGGAUCCCGUCCAAUUUUUAGUUUUUUACACAAACGAAGACAUUAAAUGUCAAAAUUGAUUAGCCAAUUAGAACACCUUUUCAACCAAAUUGAAACGCCACAGUACAUUUGGUUGAGCGUUCAAACGUUUAAAGAAGAUUCUCAAGCUUUCAGCAUAUAAGGCUAUUUAAGUCUUCAUCUUUAGAUAAAUACUCUAAAUUGAGAGAAUAAAAGUUAGCCCAUGGGUCGUGUCUAAAUUUUUCCUGUACAAAGAGGUUGAAUGUCGUAAUUGGUUUGCUCAUUAUACCCACAUUUAGACAUCAACAGACGCAUAGACGUCUUUCCGUCUUUGACUUUUUAAACCACAUUUUUGUUGUUGUUGUUUAGUCAGAACGCAAGUCAAGAAGAGUUUGCGAGGGGAUAUUCUGCUGCAGAAAAGUAACAACCUCAUUGUCACUUUUUAUAUAAUACGUUUGAUUGUGUUUUCAAAUAAUAAUAAAAAAGAACAGCCUGCGCAGCUUUUUUCACCUUUUACCAAACAUG